Molecule: messenger RNA, 10721 nt
Organism: Topomyia yanbarensis
Lineage: Eukaryota; Metazoa; Arthropoda; Insecta; Diptera; Culicidae
Exons: 18
Coding region: 1785-8882 (2365 amino acids)
Biological process (GO): signal transduction
Molecular function (GO): protein binding
Source: RefSeq, a predicted model, not a curated record
CGGACAAUCGACGAUCGAAGCUGCUUUUUUCGGGUACGCGACGCGCUGUCGUUUCGGUUUUUUUUUUUCGAGGUACAUUUUCGCGAGCGGUGUGUGUGUUGUGUGAGUAGAGCAGAGUGUAUUUUUUGGAAGACAGCCGAAAAACAAAAAGAAGGUACAGAACGGUACGCAUUUUGCGGUAGUCGAGUGUUAUUUUUUCCUGUGGAGCAUUUUCCGCGCGCGAGGCUUUUCUGUGUUAAGUGAACGGGAUUGUUUUUCCGAGCGAUAAAACGGAAAGGAACAAAAGCGGAUCGGAUCGGGUUCACCGAUCUGCUGCUGCUAUUAUACAGCGAGCGGCGUUGCGUUUUCCGUGGUAUCCGAAAAACGAAAAAGAAGCGAAAAAAAUACUUCAACAAUCUUGGCGUACGUGUGUGUAGAAGUUGUUUUCCUUUUUCGGGUUUUGUGUUUUUUUUUGCUUGUUGGCUCGUUGGUGCAUUCGAAUAACCUAACAUCGGGCAGCUGGAGGAGACGAAGAAGGAACCUAACGAAAAUUGAACGAGAGUCGCUUCUGCCGUCAAGGUAGGAUAACCCGAGCAAAAAAAGAGUUGGAUUUUUUUUGUUUUUGAGUGGAAAAGUGUUGAAAAUGUGUGAAGAUGCCAGGUUGAUAAGAAUGUAAUGUUUUUUUUUGAAAACAAAAAGUGAAUGUUUUUGUCUGCUCGGAGAAGGAGGUGAAAAAUUUGCGGCUGUGUGUGAAGCAACAAAAGUAUUGCCUGCCGAAGAGAGAGAAAGGCUACUUUCGAAGCGGCACCGAAUUCCAACAAUAUUUUGAUUUGUCUGGUUGUGCUAUUUUCGGUGAAUUUUCCGUGUGUUUCCGAAUAGACAUUUUCUCGACUGUGGCUGCGAGUCGAGUUCAGUUCAGGCUGCCGCCGACGAGAGGAAAGGUGUGAAGCGAAAUAGUAGCAAAAACAAAGAAGAAACAUCGGCCUCCAACUCGCUAACACACACAUACUGACAGGCUCGCCUGGCUGUGGCAAAUACUUGGGGCCGUCGUCUCGACGGUUCUUCCACGGAAGAGUACUCACCGGGAAGAAACGGACGGAAAUUAAAUACUCCCAUUUGGCGAGGAAGGAACGACCGACGAGAGGAAAGGUGAUGUCGGUUUGGUAGGCUCUUGGCACAAGCAGCCAGGAAAUAGCUAUUUAAUUGUUCUCCACUUGCUGCUUGCCGAUUGGAUUGAUUGCCGCUCCCCCCGCAUAUCUGCCUUCGAGUGCCCGGGGAGAGGGAAGAAAGCCAUAUCAAAUCGAUUCCCGGCUGGAUUGGAAUGCCGGGUGUUUGGGGCGAAUGAGAAGCUGAGAGCUGCCUGUCUACGAUUGAAGAAAGGCUACCUUUUUCCGCGAACCUUCGCCGAGAAGACAUCCGUAUUUGGGAUUACCAGCGCGCAAUAAGAUUUGCGGCCGCGACCGCGGCCUCCCCACUGCAAAGACGUGAUAAGAUUGAAUUUUUAAUAUAUGGCAAGCUGGAAACGUUUCGGAACUGCAUCACUGCGCCGCAAUGCGCUGCAACGGGAAGCGGGCAGCCGUGAAUCGGUAAAACCAUAAUCGGCAACUAAGUUGCACGAAAAAAAAAUAUUAAGUACAGUAGAACCACAAUCGCGCCAGUCAUCGUAAAAUGUAGCCCUCACCUCGGGUCAGCCCGAGCUUGUCCGAGUCGUUUUUUUAUUUAUUACGCAACCAUCAAGUUGAGCCGGCCGUGCCGUGAACACCAACUGGGACCGGAAGUGGAUCAAUCGAGAGUUGAAUCGAGCAAUGGCAGAAAUAAGCCCAAGUGGAACACAGACGGGUGGAGGAGCUAAUGCCACGCAAGGUCCUCCGGUGCCAGCAGUGCGAACUUCAUCGCUUCAACCGGUUCCCCCGCCCCGAACUACGACGCAGGCAAUAGUGCACCACUCGGCUCCUUCCCAGCAACAACAUCAACAGCAACAACAGAACCAUCACUUGCAACAAUAUGUUAGUCAACAGUCCCAACAACAACAGCAGCAACAUCAUCUCCCUGGAGUACAGCAUCCGCCGCCGCCACCAUCGCAAUCGUCGAUCCCGCCGAACACUAAUCAGAUUUUCGCUACAACCGGUUUACUGAGUGGACCACGGCUCGUCGUGCUGCAUCGGCACAAUGGCGAUUUUGGAUUCACCCUGCGGCACUUUAUCGUGUAUCCUCCGCCGGAAGCGACCUCAGACCCCAACGCUGGCCGAUUAGCGGCUGCUGCCGGUAUGCCCAACUUUGCCCAGCCAAUGGACACCGUGUUUGUGAAGAAGGUUCAUCCGAAUUCACCGGCAUUCCUAGCUGGACUGCAGGAAGGUGACCGGUUGCUUGCAGUGAAUGGCAUUUCGGUGGCUAGUCUCCCCUAUGCCCAGGUCGUGGCCACGAUCCAGCAAACUCCGAAAACUCUGACGCUGCAGGUUGUACCCAAGAACUACGAUCUGCUGCAAACGUAUUUUAGCGAAACGGCCUACAAUCCGGAGACGAAUCAGCGACCUCAACCGCAACAGCUCUUCCUUCCGAAGGCGGCCUCAACGCCAAACUCGCGAACGGCUGGAGUCAAACGAGUGCUGACCGACGUACAGGAAAAGCAGGAAUCUCUCUACAGCACGCUUCAGGAAAUUGUUGGAAACGCGGCAGUCCCCACAUCGGCAGCAGCCGCAUCAAACGCAAAUAAAGCAAUCUACGCGGAAGUUUCCAAAGUCCGAUCACCACCGGUAGCAGCUGAAGCUCCCAGCAACCUUCCAAUGCCUGUGUUACAACAGCGCUCCAAUAACCCACUGGUUUUCGAUUUUGAUCCAAUCAAACAGCAGCAAUAUCUCGCCCAGCAGCAACAUCAACAGCAUUUGCAACAACAACAAAAAUAUCUGCAACAAGGAAAGGAUAACGAUUCGAUCAGUUCGUACGAUUCGGUAAAAUCUACUGCUACCCUCUCAGCAAACGACGUCCUGAUGGGCGGCGGCGAUAGUGCAAUAAUGUCCCGGCAGCGGAAAAUUUUCGAAAAGAAGGAAGAAUUUCUACUGUAUCCACACUCGGCUCUGCAGCGGGAAUUCUAUGGACGACCAAAGCGGUUAGAAAAACCUGUCUGGCCACCGCCAGCCGGUACCACCAAUCAACCACAACCACAACAACAACUUAUGCCUGUGAUAACCGCUGCUACCAACGAGCAAGAUUCCUUAGCAACAAAACCAACGAAAGCAUCCUUCGGCACGCAAACGACAAAAGCCGCUGCAGCAACAAUUGCCGCUAAUUCAAGUAACCCGGCUAACAGCCGAGAGCAGCGUACGACCCAUCUGUCGACUAUUCGUGAACAGUUCUUUAGCGGAAUUAACGGAACCGGCAGUGUUCCCCAGCAGCCACAACACCCGUCGGAGUUGGGCUUUACUGUAUCUCCUAAAUCGGCACCUCCAUCGUUAACCAUACAAAGGGAGCAACAGCAGCAGCAGUUGUUACUACAGCAACAGAAUCAGCUCAGUGGUUCACAGUCAGCGCUUCCGUUGUCCCCGCAAAGUAUGCACGUUGUUUCCGAGAAAGCCAAACUAUUCGAAUCCGGCAGGCCACUGUCUCCGGAUGGGAUUGAUCGGGCUGAAUUGUACAAAAGUGAGCUUAGCAGAAUGAACACUAAACAAGUAGUGCCAAACGUUGCCGUACGACGGAAAGAGUUCGAGCGUAAAGCGGAAAGCACUGGAUGGAGAAGAUCUACCGAAGAAAAACCACGCUCCAUCAGUUCCGAUUCCGAUAGCCGCCGAACACCGGUCCGGGUGCGAUCUCUUUCGGUCGAAUCCAGUUCGAUCAAGGACCCAACGCUGCUGUACAAUGACAGCGUCACCACCAGUGACGAUCAGCAGCUCGGGAUUGGCUCUGGGCCAUCACCGGGCUCGUGCACUUUGCUGCGUCAGCGUCCGGUACGGGAAAAUUCCUACCGAAAUGCGCUCCGUAGCUCGACAGCCUUUUGGCUACAAGGACCAGCCACAUCGGGAUCAUUUGUACCGCCACCGUCAGCCUUGAGUCCUCCUCCUGUUCCUGCUCCUCCUCCUCCGGCAUCAGCACCGGCCAGUACUACCCACGGUCCUGCAUCCUUUCCCUUUACCAAUUCCAAAUCACCACCGGCGCCAUCGACCUCGCUAACGCUCGGUAUAGCACCGGUUGCUCCGGCACGUACCUAUGCGGCAACGCAUCGGUUGCAUCCCCUCACGGAGGAACAGUUUCGGCUGAGGAUGUUGCACCGAAAUCAAACGAUCGUAGAGGUUCAUAGUCAACCUAGCUCGGGAAUUGGUGGUGCCCUUAGCAUCGCUAACAGUAGUAACAGUAGCAGCAUCAGCGACGAUGGUGGUGGUGGUGGUGAUGGCGAUGUCGAUAUGAUGUCGUCAGUUCCUUCCUUUUCUUCCUCCCCCGUGAUGAUUUCCCCUUCGAUUACAACCGGCGGCACUAGCACAUCAGUAGCACCGGUGGCGAUGGCUGCUUCCGGUAGUGGUCCUCCGGUGAAUGCUGCUGCUGCAGCUCCUUCUACGGCGGCAGUCCGACCGACGACGUUGAAUUUGUGUUCAGAUUCCAGCCAAGUUGUGCUUCGCCAGAAACAGCAGAAACAACAGCAGCAGCAGAAAAACGCAACGCUAACCAUCGAAGAGGAUGAACGAAAAACCCGCCGGAUAUCGUACCUGCGGGCCACGGCACACGAUAACAUGUUCCAGAUGGAGUCGGACCCCUCGGACAGUAGCCCCAUGUCGUUGCCGGCCGAUACGCCCGACACCGAACCGGAAGCGAUCUGUGACCAACAACCGCAGCACCAACAACAGCAGCAGCAGCUUCAGCAGUCGCAGUCCAUCGCCGGUGGUGAUCCGCCACCGGUUGGUCAACUACACCACCAGCAAGUGCCACAGCAACUGAAAAGCGCGUAUCGUCCCUGGCGGCGUCCGCGUUUAACCGGCGACAUUCAGCCGCUGCGAAGGCUGUUCGAUGAAUCACCGCCGAUUAUCAAUCUGCCGCCGAUUCUCGAACAACCUGCGACCCCCACGUGUGGUGGUGGCGGCGGCGGAUCGGUUAUGGAUCUAUCCAAGCUUCCCUCCGCAUCCAUAACGGAUAGUGAUGGCGAAGGGGAAUCGAUCGCCGGAACGCCUAGUCCUGUUCCGAGAGCGAAAGCGACUGCACUGGCACUGCAAAAGCGAUCGUCCUCGCUGACGACGGCGACUACGCUGACGGAUCAGCUGCGGGGGAGCAGCCUGGGGAAUCUGCAUGUCAUCACCACUACGUCCGCUUCCGGUGUCGUCACGAGGAGUUACUUCUUCGCCCAAAGUCACAGUGCCAAAUCGAAAGCGCUAGCCCACUUCCGGGACUCACCGGCGGACCCGUCGGUGCCGGUGCAGCGCGAGGGGGAACUGAACAUCAAGGUGACCCUGAUCGAUGGUAAACGCUCCCAGGACCGGAGCUGGCGGACGGUGCACGCCGAACUGCGCGGAACUCGCCUCAAGCUGACGCUGAUUCGCGACGGGAAAAGCUCCAGUCAGAGCCCGGAACCGUCAGGAAUAAUCGAUCUCACCAACUUUCACGUGGCCGAAGGAAAUUACACCAAGCGGAAGAACGUGUUCAAGCUGACGACGGUGUCCUACCACCAUCAGCAGCAUCCGCAACAGCAGUAUCACCAGCAGCACCCAAUGAAUGCCGCCCAGUCCCAUCAGCAUCUGGCACUGCAUCAUACGCAGUCUGCGGCCGGUGGGUUGGUGGGCCUGGCGGGAACUGGACCCUCGUCGGCGUCCUCCUCGGCGGCUACCUCGCUGUACAAGGGCUACGAAAGGGAGCUGCUGAUACAGGCCGAUUCCCACAACGAUAUGCGGCUGUGGAUGGACUCGCUGCGGACGGUGUGCCGGAGCAGUCAGUAUUUGAACAGUAGUGAUUACAUCAACAACUUCGGCGGUCAGCAAGCCGAACCCCAGCGAGUGGCCGCCCUGACAAGUGUGCAAUCAACAACCAGCAACGACGAAUUCUCGCCUGUCCUAUCGGCAAAAUCACACCGCAAGUAUGCCCUCGGGUCACGAUCUCCCUCCGGCCAGUCACCGGUUACCAAAAGCCGCAAGACACCGCAGCAUAACUCGGCAGCAGUUCUCACACCGGCGGCGAUAGCAAAUGCCAACAGUCACCACAGUGGGAAGGAAAGUUCGGACAAGGAAACCGGAUCCCCCAAAUCGAAAACCUGGAAAGGGAUCGUUGCCCGGCAGUUUCGAAAGAUGCAAGGUCAGCCGGGUUCCCCGGGAGCCCAGCAUCCGGAAAUGCUGCUACCCGAUGGAGCUUCCAUCAACGUUCCUCUGCCGCUGUGUCCACCGUCGGAUGAAAACCCGUAUGUUCCUUUGCUGCUAGCUAAGUGUACUGGGAUCGUGGAAACCAAGGGACUGGGAGUGAUCGGAAUCUAUCGGAUACCGGGCAAUACGGCCGCGAUAUCUCAACUGACCGAUCAGGUAAAUCGCGGAAUGGAUGAGGUUACCCUCCGGGAUCCCAAGUGGGAGGACGUAAAUGUGGUUUCCUCGUUGCUGAAAUCGUUCAUUCGGAACCUACCGGAACCGUUGCUACCGAACGAACUGUACCAUAGCUUUAUCUGUGCCGAUAAACUGUCCGGCCAGGCGAGACUGAUCGAGCUGAAGCAACUGCUGAAGCGAAUUCCGACCUACAACUACGAAACGUUGAAGCAUCUGAUGCGUCAUCUGCACGCCGUCAGCACCAACGCGCUGGUCAAUCUGAUGGACCCGCGAAAUUUGGCAAUUGUUUUUGGUCCGUCGGUGGUGCGGUCGGUUAACGAGUCGCUGGAAACGGCUGUCAAGGACAUGAAGCACCAGUGCCAAAUCGUGGAAGUGCUUAUUACUCAUUAUCAAUACUUCUUCGAAGACGAUCUAUUGCCGAUUGUGGUGGAGAAACAAUCAACUACUACCGUUGAUUCGGGUUUGGAUGUACCGUCUACAUCGCUGUUGUUGGAUAAUGUUUCCAAAAUUGAACCCUUCAGAGAAUCAUCAAAGGAGAGUAGCUCACAUUUCGUGGCACAGAUCGUUCAGGCGGCCAAUAGGAAGAUUCGAAGAACGGCACAGCGAAAGAGCACCAUGUCUUCGACGACACCGGACACCCUCUCACUGGAUAGUACAACGUCAGCGGAAUCGAAGGAACGUGCAACGUCCCACAACACCACCCACCAGAAUAACCAUCGAUAUCUGCAUCCGAGCAGCGCGGCGGCGGCUGCUCCUCGCAAUGGAAACCACCACGACGGUACGAGUGGUAGUGGUAGCCAGUCGGAUCCGGUAGCAGCGUUGUUAGCAGCACCGCGUGGUGCAGCAGCACCAACCACCACCAUCGUAGGGUCCGAUGACGGUCAGAAGGAGAAUCUGGUGCAUCAACACCAUCACCAUCAUCAUCACUACUAUCAUCACCAUAGCGGGGGCAGUGGCAGCGGGGACAGCCGGCACCACAGCAGUCAGAGUAAUGAUGAUAAUUCGUCAGUAUUAAAUCGGUCCUCGGAGGAGGACUCGAACGAUAGUGCGUUUGCUGAUAAUGGUUCGAUGUCCCUCAAAACGAUCACGAUCACGCUGGACAACAAGCUGCGCUCGCUGCGUACCUCCUCGAUCGAUUCCGAUCGGGACGUGGCGGAAACGACGCUGGAAAGCGAUUGCGACAACAGCAGCAGCUGCUACAGCACUGCCACUCCCGGCGAUCCGAAUCCGACACCGACGCGUCGUUCAGCGCAUCACUCCAGACCGCUUACGCUCGGCGAAAACAUUCCAUACGCGGACGAGUCCCCGGAACGGCCACUCAUCCAGCCCCGGUCGAAGCCGCUGCGGCAGCAUAGUAACAGUAAUGGUAACUUUCCCAAAUCAUCCGACACCAGCAACAGCAACAGUAAUUUGGUUAACAACAACAACAACAACAAAAACACCAGCAAUACCAGCACCCAUGACGAUUCGGUCAAAUCGGUUCAAUCGCUGGACAGUGGCGGCGGUGCGACCAUCAACUCGGGCAGCGCCAACGACAGCUGCGUAACGCUGGUCAACGAACCACCGGACGAGGACGAGGAAGAUAAGGUGAACAACAUUUCGAUUAGUUCCGACGAUACGGACACUUCCACGACUAGUAAUCCGCGGGAAAAGUUAACCGCUACCUACCGCAUCGAUACGGAAGUGAUUAAGAAAAUGAAUCGGAUUCUGACGAAUCUGGAACGAAAGGCAAAUAAUCUUGAGCGGAAGUUUAAUCUAAACCGGUCGCUGUCUUUGAACUACAAAAAUCACAAGAAUUCAGAGUGCUGUUGUGGACAUGCGGUGGCUACGGUCCCAGGAGGAGGUCCGCUACCUUUGGCUAUGCAGUGCUGCAAUAAUAACCUGCAUAAUCAUCAGAACAAUAAUAGUGUGAGUGUGCACAACAGUUUGAAUAUGCGAUCGCGGCUGUCGCUAACGAAGGACGAAAAAACGGACAAGAACAUUAACCGGCGGAGGCAGAUUCACGACGUCAGCCAGACGACGACGGUGGCGAGUAGUGAGGGUAGCUGUUGUGGGCAGGAUCAUCAGCUUUUACCGGUGGGACCUCAGAUUAUACUAACGCCUUCGGCGAAUCCUCCGCCGGCGACGGCGGCGACAGUGACGGGUGGUGGAGGACGACACCGGCGUCAGUUGGGUAAUAGGUCUAUUCGAAGGAGGCAUACGGUCGGUGGAACACAUGACUACUAUUCGAACAAAAUGGGACAUAAUGGGUCGCAGUGUCAGCAGCAGCAGCAGCAACAGUUACAACAACAGAAUGUGACUGCUGGACGAGGAGGGACUACGGUAGGGUGCGUUGGGGCCGUACAGCAACAACAAGCGGUUUGCGGGGGUGAUGAUAAGGGAUGCAAGGAUUUGGAGUAGAUUGUAAGUGAAUGUGGCUCGUUUGAGGGGAGCGGGUUUGUGGCCGAAUUUAGGUUUGUGUAUUGUACGAGAUUGAUCGUAUGUUUCAAUGUUGAUUCUUUACAUUACAUUUACAAUUUAGUUGGGCAAUUAUUUCGAUAAGUUUUCGAAAUUUACUGUGUAGUUAUAGAAGAAAUUAUUUUGAUACACAUGGCCGAAUAUUUGUAGCGAAAAUUUGCUGAUGGUUUUAUUAUGUGAGACAAGCUUUUCAGCGGUCGAUUACUUCGUUUGCAGGUCCGUUCAAAGGGACGAGCUACUAACUAUAAAGGGCUUUGACAAAGGAAACCAAAAAUUGAUUGAACCAUUUUUCAAGGUUAGGGUCACUUAGCAUGAGAUCAUUUGGCUUAAGAUUAUUAUCCUAAUGGACAGUUGGCGUAACGGUAAUUGAGCAUAGUAGUCAUUAGAGAGAUCAUUAAUCAUUGAGAAGAUCGUUAGACGUGCUAACGAUCAGAGCAGGGAUGGUACACAUCUUCGUAGGGACAGUCUCUAUUGGCUGUUAUAGUGACUCUCAUUUCCCUCAAUGUAACUGCGAUAUCUAUCGAAUUUUCGUCUCUCGCAACCGAUUCAGGAAAGUGGGUACUCAUUAGAACAUCCAGUAUUUCGCCAUUGUCAGUUAUGAGAUAGCCAUCUGCUUGUUUCACUUACCCGAGGCCAUCCUUUGAUAGGAUUUUGUGAAGGCGAACUACCUCUGGUAAGUUUCCAAUGUUUUCGCAGAACACGCGACUCCAGUUACCAGUAAUUUUCGGUUUAUUGAAUAGGCACUCAAUUUCCUUCCUAAUUUUCCUUGCUCGGUAACAUUUGUAUUCUUCUGAGGUACGGUUUCGUAGCACAGUACAGAUGUUGGCAUCAACCUUGAUUUGUGGAAUGAACUUCAACCACAGCUGACAAUAACAAUACCUCUCCAGCGCUUUGUUUGCACUUUGAGGGCAUUUUGGGAGAGUGUUCUUAUACUUUUUCAUCCGCUGAUCCGCAGUUUUUUUUUUAGAAUUGUCCAGUAAUUGUGACAAUUCCUGAGUUGACGCUGAUGGAUUUUGAACUACAGAGACUCGCUGCUUCUUUCCGGAAAUCAAUACGUCGAUGUACUUCUCACCGUGAUCUGCGACCUCGUAUUAUGGUCUUUCGUACGGUUGCUAUAGUGAACGUUUGGUGGUCAGUUGGAGGCAGUCGUAAUUUGUCUCGAACACGAUGAUGAUACCUUUGUUUUGAUCACAUCCUUUGUGGGUGGAUCAAAGAACUCGCCAGGGAUGCGCAAAGGUUGGUCAUAUACAAGUUCUGUUGAAGAACACUUGAGAUCAGCGAUUUGCUGAUCUUAACCCAAGAAGCACGAGUGACAACUCAUCUGUCCACUGGUCACCUUUUUUGCACAUUAACGAUACUUUUAAUGUAGGAUACAAACGUUCCACCGCAAUGUCGAAUUGUGGGGGGUGGUAAGAAGUAGUGCGGAUAUGAUGAGAGUCCAAGAUGUAUGCAACUCGCGGAUCAACUCCGACACAAAUCGGCGGACUUGAUUGGAUGGUGUUAUUUCGGUUUCGGCAAGUCUGCUACGGGGAUUUCCUCCGACCAGCGAGUGAAGAACGUUGAGGAUAUAUCGCUUUCCCUUCGAUGGCAGCAGAGGACCCAUCAAAACAAUAUGUACUAGCCGAAAUCUAAACUUCGGAGGGCUGAAUGUACCAAGAGGUGAGACGGUGUAACGAGUGACUUUCCAAAGUUGGCAAUCCUUGCACGUCCUAACGAACUGGUUAACAUCUUUUUUCUUUCUAGAAGGCCCCACGUGUCCCAGGAUAAGCCAUACCGUGAAGU